AAACAAUCAUGCUACAGCAACAGGAGUAGAAAGGACGCUGCCUGUUAACAGAAUUGAUUAUUUCAAACAAUUUAUGAGACCGGCGGUUCUUUCAUACCCUGAUGUCAAAGCGCUCAAAAUAGCCAUUAUAGGUUGUCCAAAUUCAGGGAAGUCUAGUCUUGUCAACAUGCUCGUCGGCUGGCGUGUUUGCGCCCAUUCAUCGAAAGCACACACCACUCGGUCCAAACAAGUUGCUGUAUUUACUCAAGAAAAUAUUCAGCUAAUAUGA
Molecule: messenger RNA, 268 nt
Organism: Protopolystoma xenopodis
Lineage: Eukaryota; Metazoa; Platyhelminthes; Monogenea; Polystomatidea; Polystomatidae
Source: the annotation of a GenBank genome assembly